Molecule: messenger RNA, 921 nt
Organism: Stylophora pistillata
Lineage: Eukaryota; Metazoa; Cnidaria; Anthozoa; Scleractinia; Pocilloporidae
Source: RefSeq, a predicted model, not a curated record
AUGUGGCAACGGCUUGUGGUCGAGCAUGGGUUGGUAGUUGGCAAAGAAACAGUCAGACACGCGAUGAGGAUAUUGGAUCCUGAGGGGGUUGAUCAAAGGUUGCGUCAUGGACUCAAACGACGGCAAUAUAAAGGAGGGGGGCACAUCGAUUGCUACGAUAAAUUAAAGCCCUUUGGGUUUUGUAUACACGGAGCAAUAGAUGGCUACAGCAGACGGAUGCUGGGGCUGGAAGUGGGAAUGUCAAAGAAUGACCCUGGCAUUGUACAAAAAUACUUCAUGGACUGUGUCAAGCAAGUUGGAGGUGCCCCUCGUACUGUUCGCGCGGACAAUGGGACAGAAAAAACCUAUGUGGCUGGAUUUCAACGUUUUUUAAGGAACAAUUCAUGCGACUCAUUUGCAAAAGAGAAAAGUUUUAAGUACGGCCGUUCUGCGUCUAAUCAAGGAAUAGAAUCUUGGUGGUCGCAAUUACGUAAAGUGUGCACGGGAUGGUGGAUGACACAUUUCAAAGAGCUGAGAGACAAUGGAUUUUAUUGUGACGCCAAUCCAAUCCAUGUCAAUUGUCUUAGAUUUUGUUAUAUGGGAGUCAUAAGGGAGGAGCUCCAACGUGUUGCAAGGCUUUGGAAUAACCACUCUAUAAGACCAUUCAGUAACAGCGAAUCACCCUCAGGGCGUCCUAAUUUACUAUUUUCACUUCCUGAAAUCACAGACACACACAAAGUUAUUGUUACUGUUCCUGAAGAUGACAUCACUGUUUGUGAAGAGUUCUUGGGUGGAAGGAACAUUUCUACAUUAGAUUGCAGCGGAGAAUUCUUGCACGUAGCAAACAUUAUUAUGCAGGAGGAGAACCUUGUAAUGGCAGAAACUCCUUUUGAAGCAAGAUAUCUUUAUUUUGCUUUGUUAAAUCACAUUGACAGGUUGUAA